Molecule: messenger RNA, 1446 nt
Organism: Penicillium diatomitis
Lineage: Eukaryota; Fungi; Ascomycota; Eurotiomycetes; Eurotiales; Aspergillaceae
Gene: hxt8
Exons: 12
Coding region: 1-1446 (481 amino acids)
Biological process (GO): transmembrane transport; carbohydrate transport
Cellular component (GO): membrane
Molecular function (GO): carbohydrate:proton symporter activity
Source: RefSeq, a predicted model, not a curated record
AUGACUAUGCUAUACUCACUAGGCAUUGCCUUUUUCGCUGCCAUUGGCACAUUUCUAUUUGGGUUUGACACGGGUAUCGCGACGACAACUAUUGCCCAUCAAAGCUGGAUUGACUAUAUGCAUAAGCCAUCUCCUGGCUUGACUGGAGCUGUUGUGGCUGUCUAUAUCGCAGGAGAAGCAGGAGGUGCCCUGACGCAGACCUUCAUUGGCGACAAGCUCGGCCGCAUUCGAUUCAUGCAGCUGAUGUGUAUUAUUGUGACCAUCGGCACCGUCAUUCAAACAGCCUCCAUCAACAUUGGCAUGUUUCUCGCCGGUCGCGUACUUGCUGGCUACGCAGUCGGUGGUAUGGUUUCCACUGUUCCCAUCUACCUCAGCGAGAUUUCAGAGCCCCAGUACCGUGGCUUGAUCGGAGGAAUCUCCGGCUGUGUGGCGUCUUCCUCUUGGAAUUCAGAUUCCUUGGGGGUAUUAAUGUUCAUUGGUCUUGCAACUUUCAUGCCGAAUUCGCCCCGUCAACUGAUUCGUAAUGGAAAGGUCGAGGAGGCUCGACACGAGUUCUCUCGCAUUCGCCGCGGUGCCAAUUUGCAUGAGGUGGAGGAGGAGUUUGUGGCCAUGCAGGCGCAGAUUGAGUUCGAAAUGGAACGGGAGAUCACUAGCUAUCGGGAGAUUUUCAAGCUUUUCCGUCACCGUGUCCUGGUGUAUGUCUCACGAUUCAAGUUCACUCACAAGACAUCUGUCAGUAUCAAGUCUCUGAUAUACGUUCACAGGUCGAUCGCAGUACAGACCAUGACAAGUCUCACCGGCGUCAAUGUGAUUCAGUAUUAUCAAACGACCCUCUACAAAUCCCUUGGAAUCGGAUCCCAUAAAAUUCUCGCUCUCGCGGGUGUUUAUGGCACGGUAGCCUUUUGUUCCAACGCCAUUACUACUAAAUUCAUGACAGAUCAGUGGGGCCGUCGAAAGAUGUUAAUUGCUGGCUUAGCGGGAAUCGUACUUAUUGAAAUCUACGCUGCCGUCAUGCAGCGCGAGUUCCAACAUACGGAUAACAAAAUUGGCAAAGGAUUCGCGAUCUUGGGCAUCUACCUCUUUGUUGUGUGCUUUUAUGGUAUGCUCAACAGCACCACCUGGCUGUACGGCGCUGAGGUCUUACCCAUUGCCCUACGAAGCAAAGUCAUGGGUCUUGCGGCUGCAUCGCACUUUAUUGUCAACGUUGCAAUCACCGAGGCGGGACCCAGCGCAUUUGCUACUAUUCACGAGAACUACUACUAUGUCUUCGUGGCUUGUUCCACUUUUUUCCUCGUCAUUGCCUACUUUUUCUUCCCCGAAACCAAGCAGAAGACUCUCGAAGAAGUAGCUGCCUCUUUCGGUGACCGCGUCGUCAUCGCCGAGGAAGACACAAAGCGAAUGUCCGUCGCGGGCAAGGCUGAUCAUGUCGAAUCAGUGUCUGCUUAA